AUGGUUCAAUUUAUGGAAAUCAAGGAUGCUAUUGAGCAUUUCAAGCAGAACAAGUUCGUCAUUGUCAUGGAUGAUGAAGACAGAGAGAAUGAAGGUGACCUGAUCUGUGCCGCUGCUAAUGUCACACCGGAACACAUUGCUUUCCUAGUGAGACACUCUUCUGGUUACGUUUGUACGCCAAUGAGCAAUAAAAUUGCCGACAGACUGGAUUUGCCACUAAUGAGAGACAACCUGAAGUGUGAGAGUGCUGACGACGACAGACACGGAACUGCUUACACCAUCACUGUAGAUGUCAGCGAAGGUACCACCACUGGUAUUUCCGCCCAUGACAGAGCGCUAACCUGUGCGAAGCUAGCUGACCCUUCUGCUAAGCCAAAGGACUUCUUGAAGCCAGGUCACAUCUGCCCAUUGAGAGCUAAGGACGGUGGUGUUAUCACAAGACAAGGUCAUACCGAAGCUGCUGUUGACCUGUGUAGAUUAUCUGGUCUGCCUGAAGUUGGUGUCAUCUGUGAAUUAGUUAACGAUAGAGAUGGGUCCAUGAUGAGAUUAAAUGAUUGUGCAGAAUUCGGUAAGAAGUUCGACAUUCCAAUCAUUACCAUCCAAAGUUUGAUAAAAUACAUCAAGGAAAACAACUUGUGA
Messenger RNA from Nakaseomyces glabratus, 639 nucleotides. It is a transcript of the gene RIB3, whose product is annotated as 3,4-dihydroxy-2-butanone-4-phosphate synthase RIB3. Gene Ontology annotation, cellular component: cytosol. The record is from RefSeq and is a predicted model, not a curated record. Gene Ontology annotation, molecular function: 3,4-dihydroxy-2-butanone-4-phosphate synthase activity. NCBI's taxonomy places the organism in Eukaryota, Fungi, Ascomycota, Saccharomycetes, Saccharomycetales, Saccharomycetaceae. Gene Ontology annotation, biological process: riboflavin biosynthetic process.